This is a messenger RNA of Gossypium raimondii (Peruvian cotton), 2295 nucleotides long. RefSeq names its product endoglucanase 25. Gene Ontology annotation, molecular function: hydrolase activity, hydrolyzing O-glycosyl compounds. Bases 105 to 1964 code for a protein of 619 amino acids. The record is from RefSeq and is a predicted model, not a curated record. Lineage: Eukaryota; Viridiplantae; Streptophyta; Magnoliopsida; Malvales; Malvaceae. Gene Ontology annotation, biological process: carbohydrate metabolic process. The transcript is spliced from 6 exons.
UUAUACACAUUUUAUUUAUCAAACACACCUUCCGCUUCGUCUUGGUAGAUCAGAUCUGUCGGUGCUCCUGCAUUUUCCGCCCACUACUCCUCCAAAUCCUCAUCAUGUACGGCAGAGAUCCGUGGGGAGGUCCCCUGGAGAUAAACGCCACUGAUUCUGCCACUGACGACGACAGGAGCAGGAAUCUGCAGGACCUGGAUAGGGCUGCACUCUCUCGCCCCUUGGACGAGACUCAGCAAAGCUGGCUGCUUGGCCCCGGGGAGCAAAAGAAGAAGAAGAAGUACGUCGAUCUCGGAUGUAUCAUUGUGAGCCGCAAGAUCUUUGUAUGGACCGUGGGGACCCUGCUCGUCUCCGCCCUCCUGGCCGGACUCAUCACCCUCAUCGUCAAGACUGUCCCACGUCAUCACCACCGCCACUCUCCGCCCGAUAACUACACUCUGGCUCUUCACAAGGCGCUCAUGUUCUUUAAUGCUCAGCGUUCUGGAAAGCUGCCCAAGCAUAAUAAUGUGUCGUGGAGAGGGAACUCGGGCCUCCAAGAUGGCAAAUCCGAUCCCUCCGUUUUGAUGAAAGAUCUGGUCGGCGGAUAUUACGAUGCUGGAGAUGCUAUCAAGUUUAACUUUCCUGCAUCCUUUUCAAUGACUAUGUUGAGCUGGAGUGUCAUCGAAUACAGUGCUAAAUACGAGGCUGCCGGUGAGCUCAAUCAUGUUAAAGAGAUCAUCAAAUGGGGUACUGAUUAUCUUCUCAAGACCUUCAACAAUACUGCUGAUACCAUUGACAGGAUUGCAGCGCAGGUAGGGAUAGGAGAUACAUCUGGAGGAAGUUCAGCCCCAAAUGAUCAUUAUUGCUGGAUGCGCCCUGAGGACAUUGAUUACCCCCGUCCUGUAUAUGAAUGUCAUAGUUGCUCCGAUCUUGCUGCUGAAAUGGCUGCUGCUUUGGCUUCUGCUUCCAUCGUUUUCAAAGACAACAAAGCAUACUCUCAAAAGCUUGUCCAUGGUGCCCGAACACUCUUUAAGUUUGCUAGGGAUCAAAGAGGCAGAUAUAGUGCUGGUGGUUCUGACCCUGCCCUCUUUUAUAAUUCCUCAAGUUACUGGGAUGAGUUUGUUUGGGGUGGAGCCUGGUUAUACUAUGCCACUGGGAAUUCAUCCUAUCUUCAGUUAGCUACUCAUCCUAAACUUGCCAAGCAUGCUGGUGCUUUCUGGGGCGGCCCAGAUUAUGGUGUUCUUAGCUGGGAUAAUAAGCUUGCCGGUGCUCAGGUGCUUCUGAGCCGAUUGAGAUUGUUUUUGAGUCCUGGGUAUCCAUAUGAGGAAAUAUUGAGUACGUUUCAUAAUCAAACCAGCAUAAUUAUGUGCUCAUUCCUUCCAGUUUUCACUAGCUUUAAUAGAACAAAAGGAGGUUUGAUUCAGUUAAACCAUGGAAGGCCUCAGCCACUGCAAUACGUAGUCAAUGCAGCCUUCUUAGCCGCCCUAUAUAGUGAUUAUCUUGAUGCUGCUGAUACACCUGGAUGGUAUUGUGGUCCCAAUUUCUAUUCAACUGAUGUCCUGCGUGAAUUUGCCAAAACCCAGAUUGAUUAUAUCCUUGGCAAAAAUCCUCGAAAAAUGAGCUAUGUUGUGGGCUUUGGUAACCAUUAUCCAAAGCAUGUUCACCAUAGAGGUGCAUCUAUCCCUAAGAAUAAGAUCAAAUAUAACUGUAAAGGGGGAUGGAAAUGGAGGGAUACGUCAAAACCAAACCCCAACACACUUGUGGGAGCCAUGGUAGCUGGACCUGACAAGCAUGAUGGGUUUCGUGAUGUUCGCACCAACUACAACUACACGGAGCCAACUCUAGCAGGCAACGCAGGGUUGGUUGCUGCACUCGUGGCAUUGUCUGGUGACAAGGCAACCGGGAUUGACAAGAAUACCAUUUUUUCUGCAGUUCCACCAAUGUUUCCCACACCACCACCACCUCCGGCACCUUGGAAACCAUGAAAACUUUUUGAUCUUUCUUCUGUCCAUGUGUGACUUACAGUCUGAUGAUUUUGGAAUUAGUUUUUGGUACGUAAAUGACCUUGGAAGUGUAAGUAACGCAAAAAGGCAAGACAGGAGAUGAGUGAUGAGACAACCUGCACAAAACUGGUGGUGGUUCGUCUGUCAGAUUGGGGAGUCAGACAAGCAUUCAAACAUUGAUAAUUUGUAUAUGAAGUCUAUUUGGAUUUUGUGGUAUACAGACAGACGGAGUGCAUGUAUGAUAUUAAUGUUGUAUUAUUUGAAACACACCAAUAUCCAUUGACAAUAAAUUUGUGUUUAAUUGUUGCAGAAA